AUGUUUACCCGUCGGCAGAACCACAACCGGAAUGGCAAGGACUUCGGUUAUCCAUGGCCGGCGAGAAACUCAUAUCCUGAUUCCAAUCAUCGGAAAUCAUUUUCACUCAUUCCUGAUUCUCAGAACAAGGUUCUGAAGCAUGGAACCGCUCUUGGAAGAUCCGUAGAGCUCUCGCGUUUUAUUGGGUAUGAAGGUCUUAUCGUUGAGCUUGACAGGAUGUUCGAGUUUGAUGGAAGGUUGGUCAGUGGAACUAGUGGAUGGGUAGUAACAUUUGCAGAUGGAUAUGGCAACAAAAUGCUGCUUGGUGAUCGCUUGUGGUCCCAAUUCAAGGCGGUGGUGCGGAAGAUGACCAUCGAGUCGGCUGCAACGGUUAGCUAACUUCUCUUCUAUUAUAUAGUCUUAGACCUCUUGACUUCUAGUUUGCAAUAAAAUGGAGUUCAUAAAACUGUGUGCUUUACUUUCUUGGAAUCAAAAUGUUGAGAAAUCUGUAAUAUGCCAUUAAUCUUUGGAGUUUGC
Messenger RNA from Cynara cardunculus var. scolymus (artichoke), 516 nucleotides. RefSeq names its product auxin response factor 4-like. The record is from RefSeq and is a predicted model, not a curated record. Gene Ontology annotation, molecular function: DNA binding. The transcript has 4 exons. Gene Ontology annotation, biological process: response to hormone; regulation of DNA-templated transcription. The coding region runs from base 1 to 378 and encodes 125 amino acids. Lineage: Eukaryota; Viridiplantae; Streptophyta; Magnoliopsida; Asterales; Asteraceae.